GCUCAGCGAGAUAUCCCUGUGUGGGGGGAGUGGGGAGGGUUCACCAUGACAGACCAGGAUUUGCCCGACUUUGACGCCGAUGACGCCAGAGAUGGUGGGCCAAGCAACGGUACAGGAUUUGCAAAAGGCAGCAUCUCUGCAUCCGGUUUCAAGGACUUUCUCCUGAAGCCAGAACUGCUGCAGGCCACUGUGGAUUGCGGCUUCGAGCAUCCUUCAGAGGUACAGCAUGCUUGCCUGCCGCAGGCCAUGUUAGGAACCGAUGUUCUUUGCCAGGCGAAAAGUGGCAUGGGCAAGACUGCGGUUUUCGUCUUGGCUUGCCUUCAGAACUUAGAAGUCUCCAAGACCGCAGUCCAAGUGCUGGUGGUUUGCCACACGCGCGAACUCGCGUUUCAGAUCGAGCUGGAGUUCAAACGUCUGGGGAAGAAUCUUCAAGGCCUCAAGACGGGCUCGGUCUUUGGGGGUCAGCCCUUGGAGAAGGACAAGGAAUUGCUCAAAGACAGCCGUUGCCCACACAUCGUGGUGGGCACUCCUGGACGAGUUCUUCAACUUGCCAAGGAUAAGAUCCUCAAGCUCGAUGGUCUGAGCACCUUUGUCCUCGACGAGUGCGAUAGGUGUAUCGACCAGUUGGACCUUCGGAGAGAUGUACAGCAGAUCUUCAUCCGAACGCCCAAGAAGAAGCAGGUCAUGAUGUUUAGUGCGACCUUGAGUGCAGAUACUCGGGACAUUUGCAAGAAGUUCAUGCAGGGUCCACACGAGAUCACCGUGGACGAGUCGAAGCUGACCUUGCACGGGCUCCUCCAGUACUACAUCAGACUGGAGGAGCGUCAGAAGAACAAGAAGCUCUUUGACUUGUUAGACAUGUUGGAAUUUAAUCAGGUGGUGAUCUUCGUGAAGACCGUGCGACGGGCCAUGGCCCUGGAUGGACUUCUACAGGAUCACCAGUUUCCAUCGAUGACUUUGCACCCGAUGCCCAAGGCUUUUGCGCACAAGGCCAAGAAGGGAGACGUUUUGACCGCGGAUUCCUCGCGGAUCGAGCGACUCCAAGCCUUCAAGGCCUUCAAGAAGCGUAUCUUGGUGGCCACGGACUUGUUCGGCCGCGGCAUGGACGUUGAGAAGGUGAACAUCGUCAUCAACUAUGACAUGCCUGAGGACAGUGACAUGUACUUACACCGCGUGGGUCGUGCGGGGCGCUUCGGAACGAAGGGCUUGGCCAUUACCUUUAGCGCCACCGAGGAGGACCAACAGGUGCUUGCAAAGGUGCAGGAGCGCUUUGAGGUGAGUAUACCUACGAUGCCUGAGUCCAUUGACAAGACCUCCUAUCUCAAUGCUUAAGCGCUUCGCUGAGGCUGGGAAUCUUCAGAUCUCUGGAGCAACUUGCGA
Molecule: messenger RNA, 1380 nt
Organism: Durusdinium trenchii
Lineage: Eukaryota; Dinophyceae; Suessiales; Symbiodiniaceae
Source: the annotation of a GenBank genome assembly